AUGACACGCCGACUGAAUUCUAUAUUUGUUUUUUUUCAAUCCGUUUCCCUCCAUAGUAAACCGGAAGUAGAUGAGUUUAGGGUUUACACUUCACCGGUUAACAUGUGUCAAAUUGAAAUCUCAAAACUCGUGUCUGCGGAGUAUAGUCGACGAAAUGACAAGGUCACUUCAUCCUCUUCAUCUUCUAAUGCCAUAAAGAACCUUGGUGGUGGACCUCUCUGUCAGUGUUCAAGGCAAACAAAUGUCACACUCUCGUGGUCCGAUGACAACCCGGGCCGACGUUUCCACCGUUGUGAGGUCCCCGGGUUUGUUAGUUGGGCGGACACGGAAGAACCCAAAAAUUGGCAAAAGGCAAGUUUAUUGGAGGAAAGGAAUCGGAUCAGAUGUAACAAACGUGAAACAGCUGCCUUAAGAGCUACUUUAACUGAAACCAAUGCCAUCUUAGAGUCGCUACGGUCAUCUGCUGGAAGAAAUGAAGAUCUGGAAAUACAUCAGUCUUAUGAACAAAUCUUUGAGGUGUUUAGGACAACGAAGAAGACAAUGCGCACUACGUUCAUGAUCACCUGGGUGAUGUUCCAACCUCAGCCAUUAUGA
Molecule: messenger RNA, 594 nt
Organism: Eruca vesicaria subsp. sativa (arugula)
Lineage: Eukaryota; Viridiplantae; Streptophyta; Magnoliopsida; Brassicales; Brassicaceae
Source: the annotation of a GenBank genome assembly